CUCGUGCACUACAACAGACCUUCCGUUAAGUGUAAAGAGCGGACUUCACCGUGCUCAACGCUUCCGCGUCUGGUGUGAACCAGAACAACUGUGAAUUGUAUUGGAAGACACUUUGACACUAACAGUCUCAUAUCAGCAGCCUAACGGAGUUGAAAUACAACUAAUAAUAAAUAAAAACAGUCAGGCAAUUACUCGCGAACGAGAAUGAGCUCGGUGAUCCGCAGGGCGACGCCGGUCCGACGGGCUCUGGCUCUCACGCUUUGUCUCCGGGCGAACACCGAGGGCUCGGCCGAGAACGGGCGCUUCCGUCCCGGCGCAGCUGCUGACAUCGGCCCGCUACGAGCGACCAGCAGGUCGUAUUGCUCCAGGAUGUCGCUGACCAAAGGACUGCUCUUUAGACAACUUUUUGAGUUGGAGACCAGCACCUACACCUACUUGCUGGCCGACGCCGAGACCAAGGAGGCAAUCCUCAUCGAUCCUGUACUGGAGACCAUUGACAGGGACCUGAAGCUCAUCCAUGAACUGGGCCUCAAUCUAAAAGUGGCAGUAAAUACCCAUUGUCAUGCCGACCACAUCACGAGCACUGGGCUGAUGAAGAAAAGAUUGGUUGGUCUGAGGAGCGCAAUCUCCAAAUUCAGCGGUGCCUCUGCGGACAUCCUGCUGUCAGAGGGAGACAAGAUCACCUUUGGAAAACAUUAUCUGACGGUGAGAGAGACACCGGGACACACUGAUGGGUGUGUGGCGUUGGUGUCAGGUGAUCAGAGCGUGGCGUUUACUGGAGACGCUCUGCUCAUAAGAGGCUGCGGCAGGACAGACUUCCAGCAGGGCUGCCCCGAGAAGCUCUAUAAGUCGGUCCAUCAGAAGAUCUUUACUCUGCCUGACCAGUGCCUUGUCUAUCCUGCACAUGACUACUUAGGUCAGACUGUGACGACAGUCGGUGAGGAGCGCAAGUUUAAUCCGCGCUUGACCAAGAGCCUGGAAGAGUUUGUGAAAAUCAUGAAUAACCUGAAUCUCCCCAAGCCGAAAAAAAUAGAUACUUCAGUGCCUGCUAAUUUGAUUUGUGGAGUACACAAAGUCUGACUGUCCUGCUGGCGGAAGGAUUUUAUUUUUAUUCUUCAAGAUAAUGUUUCUCCUUUUUCAUAGAUUUUUACCUUUUUUAUGAAAUGGGUGAGAGCAAGAAAUGAUUAUGACAUUGUACUUAUAUGACAUAAAGGGAGAACGGGAUUUUAAUCAAAUCAAUUACAUACAGAAUGAGAAUAAUUUACACUCGCCAAGUAUGUGCACAUAGCCAAGUGAUUAACAUAUCAGCAGAAUCAACCUAAAACUGCUCUCCUUUAUGUAUUUAUGUAAAUGUAUAAUGUAUAUAUAUUUUUUAAUAAUAAUGCAUUUUAUUUGUUAGGCACUUACCAUUUUAGAGUGUAUAGCUGGCUUCAUCGGGAUAAUGCUUCACAUUAAAAUACAAUCAGCUUUAUUAAAACUAUUAGAAAUGAGAUCUAAAUAUCUGUACAUGAGGGGAAAAACACUAUUAAUAUAGUUUAUAUUUUAAUUAAAUUGAAAUGUGUCUUUGUGACUGUAUUCAGCUGUGUUGUUAUGAUUUAAGAAAAAAAGGAAAAUCUCAAAUGGGAAUAUUCCAGUCAAGGUUUGGUUUGGUAUUCAUGAAUGCUUAACUGGGACAACUGAGUUCUACCCCAUGGCCUUUCCAGUGAGUCCGGACCCUUUUAGCCAAGGUCUCACACACACGCACACACACACACGCCACUCAAACUACUGCCAGCCUCGGCCUUUUGCAUAGCAGGAAAAUCAAACUACGCUAUUUGCAUUCAGAAUCCCAAAGGGCAGAGUCUCCAUCGACAACAUGCCAUUGUUUGUGCUCUCAUCAGUUCCUCUAGAUGUUUAAUAGACAAGAGUUUCUGUUGACACAUGUAUUGUUAUCUCGCUUAGAUAUGAAGAGGAGUAUCGCCACCAAGUAUCAACACAGUGCCGUCUGGGUUUCAAGAGGGUGUGUGUGUGUGGGGCUCUCAGCCUGCAUUCAUCCGCCAGUAAGACAGGUUUUUGGGAAUGUCGUCCACAUGCCUCUGCCACAGAAACAUGCUCAUGUGAUAAUGUGCUGUGUGAUGGUGUUGGACUGUUCACAAGCUUUUCAGGGUCAGUAUCCCAACGUUUUCUGUUGUGCUGCUUUUGAGUGAAUCGAAAGUUAAUACUGUCAACACACACACACACACCAUAUUUACCAGCUGUCCCUGUCGGCACUUGAGACUAACAUGAUUUAGACCAUCUCUGCCUCGCCAAUAGACACCUGCAUUUUUAUUUUAUUUUUUAUUGCAAACGGGAGGUUUCUGUGUGUGAAUUAAAGUGUAUAUCUGUAUAUUUA
Molecule: messenger RNA, 2371 nt
Organism: Cyclopterus lumpus (lumpfish)
Lineage: Eukaryota; Metazoa; Chordata; Actinopteri; Perciformes; Cyclopteridae
Gene: ethe1
Product: ETHE1 persulfide dioxygenase
Exons: 7
Coding region: 205-1080 (291 amino acids)
Biological process (GO): hydrogen sulfide metabolic process; glutathione metabolic process
Molecular function (GO): sulfur dioxygenase activity
Source: RefSeq, a predicted model, not a curated record